This is a messenger RNA of Ceratosolen solmsi marchali, 1904 nucleotides long. It is a transcript of the gene kdn, whose product is annotated as citrate synthase. Gene Ontology annotation, biological process: carbohydrate metabolic process; citrate metabolic process; tricarboxylic acid cycle. The transcript is spliced from 5 exons. Bases 228 to 1622 code for a protein of 464 amino acids. Lineage: Eukaryota; Metazoa; Arthropoda; Insecta; Hymenoptera; Agaonidae. The record is from RefSeq and is a predicted model, not a curated record. Gene Ontology annotation, cellular component: mitochondrial matrix.
UCUGUCUCGGUCGACCGUUCUCCCUCCUUCUCAGACACCCUCUCUCUCUCUCGAUCUCCUUCCGCUUCGUUCACACUCCCGUCCCGCAGUGGCUAAAGGGGAUAUAAGGCGCGCGCGGCAGGUACAGUCAGCGUAGCAGCAGCAGCAGCGGCCGCCGCCACCACUGAUCCUCGCGUUCCCUGAAAAAAUAUUCGGACGUCGCCGCCGUCACCAAGAGUUCCAUCACAAUGGCAUUAUUCUUCCGCAUCAACAGUCGACGUUGCCUCGAGCUCCAGAAAUUGAGCAGCGGCGUGGGAAUUCGCUCGCUCAGCGAUGCCUCGGUCGACUUAAAAAAAAUCAUAGCCGAUAAGAUACCGAAGGAGCAAGAGCGCAUCAAGGCUUUCCGUAAGAGUCACGGCUCGAAGAAGGUCGGUGACAUCACCGUCGACAUGAUGUACGGUGGCAUGCGAGGCAUUAAGGGUCUCGUAUGGGAGCCCUCUGUCCUUGACCCCGAGGAGGGUAUCCGCUUCCGGGGCUUGUCCAUACCGGAGUGCCAGAAGCUCUUGCCGAAGGCCACGAACGGCACGGAGCCUCUGCCGGAGGGUCUGUUCUGGUUGCUCUUAACCGGCGAUGUGCCCAAGGACGCCCAAGUGAAGGCCAUUUCCGAGGAGUGGGCUUCUCGUAGCGCAUUGCCAGUUCAUGUUACCAAAGCUCUCAAUAACUUCCCCAAGACGCUUCACCCGAUGAGUCAAUUCUCCGCAGCUAUUACCAUCCUCAACAGCGAGAGCGAAUUCGUCAAAGCUUACAGUUCCGGGGUGCACAAGUCCAAAUACUGGGAGACCACCUACGAGGAUACGAUGAACCUCAUCGCCAAGCUGCCUGUCGUCGCUGCAACCAUCUACAGGAACAUCUACAACGACGGAAAGGGUAUCGGUUCGGUGGACGCAGGCAAGGACUGGUCCUUUAAUUUCUCCACGAUGCUCGGCUACGAUGACCCGGACUUUAUCGAGCUGAUGCGUCUCUACUUAACCAUCCACGCGGACCACGAGGGCGGCAACGUCUCGGCCCAUACGACCCAUCUCGUCGGUUCGGCCCUCUCUGACCCCUACCUCUCGUUCGCCGCGGGCAUGAACGGUCUCGCCGGGCCUCUACAUGGCCUCGCCAACCAGGAAGUGCUCGUCUGGUUGCAGAAGCUCCGCGGGGAGAUCGGCGAUAAUCCCAGCGACGAGGAACUCAAGAACUUCAUCUGGAAGACUCUCAAGAGCGGGCAAGUCGUGCCCGGGUACGGACACGCCGUGCUCAGGAAAACCGACCCGAGGUACACCUGCCAACGGGAAUUCGCCCUUAAGCAUCUGCCCGACGACUCCUUGUUUAAGCUGGUUUCGCAAGUGUACAAGGUGGUGCCGCCCAUCCUCCUGGAGACGGGCAAGGUUAAGAACCCGUGGCCAAACGUGGACGCCCACUCUGGUGCUCUCCUUCAACACUACGGCAUGAAGGAGAUGAAUUACUAUACAGUACUAUUCGGCGUAUCGCGCGCCCUUGGUGUCCUUGCCAAUCUCAUCUGGGCCCGCGCUCUUGGCCUACCGAUCGAGAGGCCCAAGUCCUUGAGCACCGACCAACUUAUAAAGUCCAUCAAUGUCUAAAGUGACCAACCGACCAGUCCUCCCCAUCCCAUUUUCCUCCCACGAAAAAAUUAACGAAACUUGAAAUCCUUCCGCCGCUGAUGAAACACCUUCGACAAAAGUCGUAGCGAGCGAACGCGUUUCUCAUCCUCUUGACCGUAGGCCGAGGAAAUUUCUUAUCUGUUCCUCAUAAUUGACGCAAGUGGUAUUUAUUUUUCAUUAUGCGUUCUGUGCUUUCUUGGUAUCAAAGAAGUGCGACGUUACCGAGAGCAAGAUGACAGACAAGGAAAUAAUUAUAAAAAA